Molecule: messenger RNA, 5082 nt
Organism: Linum trigynum
Lineage: Eukaryota; Viridiplantae; Streptophyta; Magnoliopsida; Malpighiales; Linaceae
Source: the annotation of a GenBank genome assembly
UAGAACUGCCCACAUAUAUAUAUAUAUAUAUAUAUAUAUAUAUAUAUAUAGAGAGAGAGAGAGAGAAGCAACAUCAAUAGCAUGAAGGAGAAGAAACAGAGGAAACCCAAAGGAAGAAAGAGAGCGUGAGAGAUAGAGAUCCAAAAGGUGGAGAUUUUUUGGAGGGAGAAUGAAGGAGGGGGAGAUCUAAUUUUGGAUGCAAGUCAAAAUCACUUGUCUCUUCCUCCAACCUCCAACAAUAGGAGUACAACAUUCUCCGGCUUCUGCAUCGACAAGGGAGAAUCAUGCAUGUGCUCUACUCUGGUUGUGGCAACGGAAAGAAAACAGGGUAAUGCUCGGAAGAGGUUGGGGGCAAUCCUGCGGCUGGUGGCUCUGUCUUUGGUCCGAGCAAAGGUGGAAGGAUGGUGGUGGCUGCCCAGAGUCGAGAGAACAGAGACUGAAGCGACUCUCUCCUUUUUUAUUUUUAAAUAAACUACUCUCUCCUCGGUUAGGCUUAGGGUUAUAGGGUAUGUGCUAUGGGUAGAGCUUGGGCUUGAGAGUGUUUGGGACUGGUUGGGCUGUGAUUAGGAGCUUGGCCUGGGGAGAGUUUGGGCUUUGGUUGGGCUAUGGGUGUGGGGGACUGGGCUAGGGAGAUAAUGAAAGAAUUUCGGUUGGUAGGUUUUGGAAUUCGGAAAUUCGGGUCGGUCAAGACUACCCUGGUUUCUGAAUUAGUUCCAUUUUACUUCCAAAUUUCUAACUGAAUAAUAAUAUUUUGAUUUUGAUUCGGAUUAAACUCGGUUCAUUCCAGUUCGGAUGGUGUGUUAUCGAACCGGAUGUCCACCCCUACCUCAAUCCAAACACUAAUUUCUUUCCCUCCAUUCACUCUUCACUCUUUCCCUUCUUUUCCCCUUGUUAAUAAGAUUAAGUUAGUUAUGUAUCGCUUAGAGGAUGUUCUCAUCGUUAACUGGGUCGGCGGCGGUAUGAUUUUUGUCUCCCCCAUCCCAUAAGUACCCCACCAAAAGUAUCUCUUCGUAUAUGGAUUAUAUUUUAAUCUCUUGAUGACAGGAAGAGUAAUUCAAAAAAUAAAGAGUUGAAAUGUAAUUGAGUGGCCCGUCAAACCAAAUACUAAUUUAUUUCACUUCAUUCACCCUUCACUCUCCCAGUUUUUUCUCCAUGUUAGAGAAAGCUGUUUUUUACUGGUUUGGUCCUCUCUGAAAUGCUCUCGUCUCCUCUAAAAUCUCCAACGCCGACGUCGGACCUGUCUAUGACCAGACAGCCUCCGGAUCCCGCUCCCAUAUCCCUUUCUCUAUCCCCAUUGAUCCCCUGCUUGUCCACGACAACUCCUUAGCUAAAUUUCAAGGUCGCCCUCACCAGAGCGCCUCCUCCGACUACCAGUAAGAUGAACCAAUGGACUUUUGUUGGGGAAAAUGAUCUGAUUCUAGGUUCCAUUGGUGGGGAACCAGAACUAAAGCUCUCCGACAUAUUCAAGGAACAAUUAUGUCUUACUUGAAAAAAAACUAGUCCUUCGACUGCUCAGUCGGUGUCGUAUGGCUACCUAUGCUCACAGCUUAGAUGGAAAUGGCGGCCCGCGAGGAUGCUGGAUAUUCUCGACCUCAACAACGAUACUUUCAUGACUACCUUUAACAAUGAACAAGACUAUCUUCAUGCUCUGACGGGUGGCCCAUGGGCCAUGGGUUAUCAUAGAUCACUACCUGGUGGUGCACUAGUGGUCUUCGACCUUCCGAACCUCUCAAAAAGUUCAUCGUUCUGUUGUCGCUUGGGUCCAACUUUCAGUAUUGUCGGUCCAUUUCUCCCACACAGAGUUUCUUUUUACGCCGGGGAAUCUCAUUGGGCGCACAGUAAAACUUGAUUAUCACACGAAGAACCUCCAGCGAGGGAAGUUUGUGCGGCUGGCGCUGGAAUUAUACAUGAACAAGCCUCUACCUACACGCAUCUUUCUUGAUGAUUUUUGGCAGAAAAUUGAAUACGAAAACCUCCCACUGAUUUGUUUCGAUUGUGGUUGCAUCGUGCACACGGAGGAUAACUUCCCUAAGCGAAAUCCGACUUCCAGUUUGGCCAUGAUCAUUGCUCUGGCUGAUGUGCAGGGAUUGAUGACGAGAAGUUGCUCGGACGAAUCAUUGACGAGAUACGGGCCGUAGAUGCAAGUGGUCCUCAAAUCACGGGAACCCAAUAAGAUAAUUUCCUCCAAUAACGACCCAAAUCACGGCAAACGGACGAGCUGAACCCCGGAGAUUGGGCGCUCCAACGUUAAACUGCUCACUAAAGGAAACUCUUCGAAUAUGGUGGCAAGUAUCCCACCAGAAAGAAAAGGAAAAACGAUGGCAAAGCAGAGGUUUUGGCCACCCAUAAAGGGAAAGCAUUCGUCCCGACUGGAACUCCCAUCUCGGCUACAAAGGCUGGAGAAAGUCAAACCUUCCGAAUAGUUGGGCCUAAGGAUGUUGUGAGCUCAAAGGAACUCAGUCCCCAUCGUUAGAAAAGUCUACUUCAGCCAGCCCAUCUGGCACUUACGAGCCUUCACUCCCAGUCACAAGAAUCCUGGGCCCAAACAACACCCAGAUCCAAGUGAUGAGUGUUCUGCCUUUGGAGCGCCCUGAGAAGGAAAACAACAAUCCAAAUGAGAGCUCCUCCAUUCGACACCAUUACCGAAGAAAUCUAGCCAACACAUCCCCAAAUUAGGGAAAGAAUAAGGGUCUUAACCUCAAAUCCUCCAAGAAGCCGGUUCAAUUGACCCAGACUGCGAAAAAGGAAUUGAAGAAGGAGCUAACGAUAAGGUUGCAGGAGUCCGCUCUCCCCCUCUCCAUUAGCUUUGCCAGUGUCAACGCUUCAUGAAUUUGAUUAAUGACCCUAACCUUUUCGAUUUGGGUUUUUUAGGUUCUCGCUUCAUAUGGUUCAAAGGCGAUUCUCCAGCAAACCAAAAGGCUAGCUACAUUGAUCUCUCGCUCUGCAACUCAGCUUAGAAUGCAACCUUUGCAAACACAACUGUCCUUCAUCUCCCCAAACCUUUGCAAACAUGACUAUCCUAUCUAUCUUUCCGAGCCCCUCUAACAAUAUGGGAGGAGCCAAGUCAUUCUGCUUUGAGAUGGCCUGGCUUCUCCACGAGAGGGUUUUAUUUUAUUUUUUUACAGGUGCCUGGAAUCCCGAUGCUGAUCUCCAUCAAGGAUUAAAAGAUAUUGCAUCCAAGAUCCAAGAGCGGAACAAACUCACUUUCGGUGUCAUUAGGCAUCGCAAGAGAAGGCUGUUGGCCAGGUUUAGGGGAUCCAAAAUCGUAUCAACGCGUCCAAUGCCCCCGAGGUGGCUGAAACUUCAAACUAAACUGGAGAAAGAACUGGAUGACUUCCUCGCUCAAGAGGAAGUGAUUUGGUUUAAGCGUGGAAAAGAGAACUGGGACAAGUUUGGCGAGCAUAAUACCUCUUUCUUCCAUCAACAGGCCAAUAGAAGCAGGAGGAGGAACAAAAUUCUUACUCUACGAGAUCCCAACGGGAAUUGGGUGAAGGAUCUGAUGGCUUUGCGGGACUUAAUCAUUGAGUUCUUCACUACCCUUUACACGCAGGAGUAGCCGAACUAUAAUGACCUUAUGCCUAAUAACUAUUUUCCUCGUAUCAAUCAUGAGGAUCUUCUUACUCUCUUGCGCCCUUUCAUUAUUAAUAUUUUCCAUAAAUCAUUUUUUGAUAUGAAACCUUUCUCGGUGCCGGGUGGUCGGGGCCAGAUGGUUUCAAGACGGGUUUCUAUAAAAAAAAACUGUGGUCUUUGGUAUGAAAGAAUUUAACUAACACAACGCUUAAUUUUUUCAACACAAGUGAAGUCAAAGAGGAGUUGGUGGAGUCAACCAUCAUCCUCAUCUCGAAACUGAGAAUCCCUGAGAGUCCGGCCCACUUUCAUCCGAUUUGCCUGAAUAAUGUGUGUCUCAAGGAAAUCACGAAAGCCAUCGCCAAUAGAUUGAGACAUGUGAUGACAAAAUUGGUGGCACCAAUCAAAGCAGUUUUAUUCCAGGCCUGCAAACAAAUGACAAUAUCAUUAUUCUCCAAGAAGUGCUCCACUCCUUCUGUAAGAAAAAGGGAGCUAAAGGGGGCCUCAUUAUGAAAAUUUACUUGGAGAAAGCUUAUGACAAGCUUCGGUAGGAAUUCAUUCGAUACACGCUGAUGGUAAUUGACCUUCCCAUACCUGGGUUAGUCGGAUCAUGUUCUAUGUUCAGCAAACCAAGAUGCGGAUUAACUGGAAUGGGCAGCUCAUAGACCAAAUUAUCCCUUCUAGAGGAGUCCGCCAGGGGGACCCCUGAUCUCCCUAUCUCUUUGUGUUAUGCAUUGAAAGACUCGCUCAUUGAAUUGAAAAGGUAGUUGGCGAUAAACUUUGGAAGCCUAUCUCUCUUUCGAAGGAUGACCCAAAGCUAACCCAUUUGUUUUUUGCUGAUGACCUUGUUCUUUUUGCAAAGGCAAAGGGUGCCAGCUUGCGGUAAUUCGAAGAUUUUUGGAUGAGUUUUGUGUUAGCUCUGGUCAACAAGUCAAUCUCAAUAAGUCGGUCAUGCUGGUCUCUCUCAACGUUCAUCGGGAUAAAGUGCAGACUCAGAGACCGGACUAGGAUUCCGCUUACUGCAGAUCUAGGGAAAUAUCUGGGCAUUCAUACUAUAAAUGGGAGAGUCUCAAAAGCCAGAUAUAAGGACCCGACUUUAAAGAUGCAAAGGAAACUCACUCCUCAGAAGACCAAACACCUGUCACUUGUCGCCCGAAUUACUCUGGUGAAGUCUUUUUCGUCCUCAAUGUUUGUUUACCCCAUGUUUACCGAACGAAUACCUGCCACUGUUUGUUCCUCUCUUGGCAGGAUCAACACGCAAUUUGUAUGGGGGCGAGGAGGAUGGGAAGACUAAGUUUCACCUGGUGGCAUGGGACAGAUGAUUUUUCCUAGGGAUCAAGGGGGCGUCGGUAUUAGUCGUACCAAACUUGCCAAUUAGGCGAUGCUCGCCAAGGGAUCAUGAAAGAUUGUCGUAAACGACCAAUCCCUUUGGACUCGGGUCAUGAAAGGAAAUAUGGUUGCUCUAUAGACGACAUCAAUGGUCUCACCAACAGAAAAGAAAAUUCAAUUGUAUGG